GGGUGAUUUGCCAUCCUAAAUAACGAUGUGCUCCUUGACUAAUAUCUAAACCCUAUAAGAGGCAAUUAGUCGCUCAUUUGCUUAUGAUAAGUUGGCCUGGGUGCGGUUUGUGCAGUGCUCCAGCCGCGCCUUUUCCUGUCACGGCUCAACGGCCGUGCGUAAAGACGGCGGGUCAGCUGACAGCUAGCAGGACAGCAGGGAAAAGAAGAGAAGCUUUGCGGGUGAAUGAGGUGGGAAUACGCUGGACACUCGAGGCGGACUCGGGCACAAAGCAGUGGCGGCUUUCGUGAGAUAAUUGGGGAGGAGUUUGGUUUCAUCAUGGCACGCUGGGAGUGAGAAGCAGCCACAAUGAUCGGAGGACUGUUCAUCUACAACCACAAGGGGGAGGUCCUCAUCUCCCGUGUCUACCGAGAUGACAUAGGAAAUAGGCGUAAUGCUGUGGAUGCGUUCCGUGUGAACGUGAUCCACGCCCGGCAGCAGGUUCGGUCCCCGGUGACCAACAUUGCCCGAACCAGCUUCUUCCAUGUCAAGCGCUCCAACAUCUGGUUGGCAGCCGUCACCAAGCAGAAUGUCAACGCCGCCAUGGUGUUUGAGUUCCUUUACAAAAUGUGUGAUGUGAUGACGGCAUACUUUGGCAAAAUCAGUGAGGAGAACAUCAAGAACAACUUCGUGCUCAUCUAUGAGCUGCUGGAUGAGAUCCUGGACUUUGGCUACCCCCAGAAUUCAGAGACAGGUGCCCUGAAGACCUUCAUCACCCAACAGGGCAUCAAGGGACAGCAUCAGACAAAAGAAGAGCAGUCUCAGAUCACCAGCCAGGUGACGGGGCAGAUCGGCUGGCGGCGUGAGGGCAUCAAGUAUCGCCGCAACGAGCUCUUCCUGGAUGUACUGGAAAGCGUUAAUCUACUCAUGUCGCCUCAAGGUCAAGUCCUAAGUGCACACGUGUCAGGCCGAGUUGUGAUGAAGAGCUACCUGAGUGGAAUGCCUGAGUGCAAGUUUGGCAUGAACGAUAAGAUCGUUAUCGACAAACAAGGGAAGGGUGGAGCGUCCGAUGAUGCAGGAAAGAGUGAUUUAGGGGGAGGAAGUGGGAAGCAGUCCAUAGCAAUUGAUGACUGUACCUUCCACCAGUGUGUUCGUCUCAGUAAGUUUGACUCUGAGCGCAGCAUCAGCUUCAUCCCCCCUGAUGGAGAGUAUGAGCUCAUGAGAUAUCGCACCACUAAAGACAUCAUUCUUCCAUUCCGAGUUAUUCCUCUGGUCAGAGAGGUGGGUCGCACUAAACUGGAAGUUAAAGUGGUCAUCAAGUCUAACUUCAAACCCUCCCUGCUGGCUCAGAAGAUUGAGGUGCGAAUCCCAACACCCCUCAACACCAGCGGUGUGCAGGUGAUUUGCAUGAAGGGAAAAGCCAAAUAUAAGGCCAGUGAGAACGCCAUUGUUUGGAAGAUUAAACGUAUGGCUGGAAUGAAGGAAUCUCAGAUCAGUGCUGAGAUUGAGCUGCUGCCCACCAACGAUAAGAAGAAAUGGGCCAGGCCUCCCAUCUCUAUGAACUUUGAGGUUCCUUUUGCUCCAUCUGGCCUGAAGGUGCGCUACUUGAAGGUGUUUGAGUCGAAGCUCAACUACAGUGACCAUGACGUUAUUAAAUGGGUGCGGUACAUCGGCCGCUCUGGCAUCUAUGAAACCCGCUGCUGAAUUUUUACCCGACCAGGCAGCAAUCUGACCACUUUCCCUCCCAUCUAUCCUGUUAAGAAUGUUUUGUUUUUUUCUUUCCACCUCCCCCUACUUUGUCUUUGUUCUUCCCUCAACCCGUAUCACUUCUACCCCUCUCCCCGAUUAUCCCUUCUUAACUAGGUGUUGGAGAUGAAUUGACAUUGUUUAAAUAAAAAAAAGUAAAUAUGGUGUAAUGCACAGAUAUAUGCAAAAUGUGAACCAUUGUACCGUAUAUAUCUAGUAGUGAUGAAUACAGUUGUAAACCAUCUGGUGUCUGUAAGGAAAAGACAGGUGAAGCUGGGAACUCAGGGGGAGAGACGGAAAGGUUUGAGUGAGUGCUCGGUGUUACUGUUCUAUCUACGCCACUGUUAAGCUCCUUAAUGUCAGACCUCCCUGAUAUGGUUCUUUAUUGCUGUCUUGAAGAUGAGUCCAGAUAGUUUCUAUUCACACCCUGUAUCUAGUACAGUUUACCCGCUGAAUAAAUUGACUGAUUUUUGUUCCUGGAUGUUAGCCAUGUGAACCCUGUGUAUUUCUCACCUAAAAGGGGGGGAGGGGAUUCAUUCCCACCUUGUUUUUUGAUAUUAGAUAAAGAAAUUACAUUGUUCAAGUUGGUUUUUAUAUUGUUGCAUGUGUUAUUUUCAUGGAUCCCCCUUUCCCGCUUUCAGUUUGGUCAGGUCAUUUGAGGUUAGACCAUCAUCCUCUCUGGCUUUUGUGACUUGUUUUCCCCCCCCAAAUACUUUAUAAGCACUAAGAUGAUCAUUGUCACACUAUGUUCCAGUCAAAAGAUCGGUCUGCAGUGAGGUGAGGUCUCCCCCUGGUGUUUGCUUCGACCAUCUGCUUCUUCUUGUUUGUAGCCCUGGUGACCAUUCUGUCCAAUAAAAUCUAUGUAACCAAA
This is a messenger RNA of Cyprinodon tularosa, 2596 nucleotides long. RefSeq names its product AP-2 complex subunit mu-A. Gene Ontology annotation, biological process: intracellular protein transport; clathrin-dependent endocytosis. Gene Ontology annotation, cellular component: AP-2 adaptor complex; cytoplasmic vesicle. NCBI's taxonomy places the organism in Eukaryota, Metazoa, Chordata, Actinopteri, Cyprinodontiformes, Cyprinodontidae. Gene Ontology annotation, molecular function: clathrin-cargo adaptor activity. Bases 349 to 1683 code for a protein of 444 amino acids. The transcript has 14 exons. The record is from RefSeq and is a predicted model, not a curated record.